AUGAUAAUCACUAUUGUCAUCAUCACCACAAACAUCAUCACUAUCAUCACCAUCAACAUCACUACCAUUAUCACUACUGUCAUCAUCACUACAAUCAUCACCAUCACCACCACCAUCAUCACCAUUACCAUCCCACCAUCAUCAUCACCACCACCCCCUCUGGCCCUGGCUCAGGAAGAGACACCAACAGGGGCCAGCAUAGACCAUGAUAGAGGGGAGGGCAAAGCCCCAUUGACCAGGGUGCCAGAACAAAAGGAAUCACAUUGUAGUUCCACUAUCCAGAACCUCCAGUCUCUCCACCCGUUUACUGAUGCAAGUAAGAGUGAUGCUCUGCUUCCUACUGGCACUGAGGAUUAUAACUAUAUAAGAAUUCGACAGAGUAACAGCAGGAAGACCCUUACUACUGUCCAAGGGUUCGCUGAUGAUUACAAUAAAAAGAAACUAGUGAAGAUGUUCAAGGAGAAAUUUGCCUGCAAUGGUACUGUAAUGGAGCAUUCAGAAUGUGGAGAGUUAAUUCAGCCACGGGGCGACCAGCAAAAAAACAUGUCCCAAUUCCUCACAGAGACUGGACUGACUGAGGAUGACCAGUGGAAGGCUCAUGGGUUUUAA
Molecule: messenger RNA, 609 nt
Organism: Camelus dromedarius (Arabian camel)
Lineage: Eukaryota; Metazoa; Chordata; Mammalia; Artiodactyla; Camelidae
Product: eukaryotic translation initiation factor 1-like
Exons: 3
Coding region: 1-609 (202 amino acids)
Biological process (GO): translational initiation
Cellular component (GO): eukaryotic 43S preinitiation complex
Molecular function (GO): ribosomal small subunit binding; translation initiation factor activity; RNA binding
Source: RefSeq, a predicted model, not a curated record